ACUUAGACAUUUCCCACUUUAUUUUUAUUGUUAUUAUUAGCUGUUAAUGACAAAUUCUUGAGAAUUGUCGGGCCAUUCUUCUCAUCUAAAGAAAAAAAAAAUAAAAAAAGUCACACAGUUCAUACAAAAUUUUAUUUUUAUUUUAAUUUAAAUAAAUAAUAAUGUUUCUAAGAUAAAAUAAAAUAAAAUAAAAUAAAAUAAAUAAAAAAGCCGUUAUUAAUUUAGUUGCACGAUCUGGUUCUCCAAAAACCAGAGCUUAGAGCAUUCGGCUCCCAAAAUUCAUAGGGUUUGUCAAUUGGGGCUUCAACCGAAUGCGAGCCGAGGGCUCGAAGCUGAAGAGGGGAAUCUCACGGAGGUAAAUUAGGAGAAAAGGGGAUUCGAUUAAAGUCCAAAAAACAAAAUGAAAGCAGGAAGUGCUGCUAAGCUCAUCGUUGAUGCCCUCCUCCAGCGCUUCCUUCCCCUCGCACGACGUCGUAUUGAGACGGCUCAAGCACAGGAUGGACAGUACCUUCGACCGUCGGAUCCAGCUUAUGAGCAAGUAUUGGAUUCCUUAGCUAUGGUUGCAAGACAUACUCCAGUUCCCCUUUUAGAAGCUCUAUUAAGAUGGAGAGAAAGUGAAUCACCAAAAGGUGCAAAUGAUGCUUCUACAUUUCAACGGAAGCUUGCAGUGGAGUGUAUCUUUUGUUCAGCAUGUAUUCGGUUUGUGGAGUGCUGUCCACAAGAGGGACUUACUGAGAAGCUUUGGUCAGGGCUUGAAAAUUUUGUUUUCGACUGGCUAAUCAAUGCUGACAGGCUUGUUAGCCAGGUUGAAUAUCCAUCACUGGUUGAUCUCCGAGGGCUUCUCCUAGAUUUGGUUGCUCAACUGUUAGGUGCCUUGUCACGCAUCAGGUUUAGUUCUGUGACGGAGAGGUUUUUUAUGGAACUCAAUACUCGUCGAAUAGACACUAGUGUUGCCCGAAGCGAAACACUUAGUAUCAUAAAUGGAAUGCGCUACUUAAAGUUAGGGGUGAAAACUGAGGGUGGAUUGAAUGCAUCUGCUUCCUUCGUUGCGAAAGCAAACCCUCUCAACCGAGCUCCGCAUAAACGAAAAACUGAGCUUUACCAUGCACUGUGCAAUAUGCUUUCAAACAUCUUAGCACCUUUGGCAGAAGGGGGAAAAAGCCAAUGGCCACCUUUGGGUGUAGAGCCUGCUCUUACCUUUUGGUACGAAGCUGUUGGAAGAAUAAGAGCACAGCUCAUGCAUUGGAUGGAUAAACAGAGCAAGCAUAUUGCUGUUGGUUAUCCCUUGGUAACUCUUCUUUUGUGUCUUGGCGAUCCUCAAAUAUUCCACAACAAUUUGAAUCCACACAUGGAUCAACUCUACAAGCUUCUUAGAGACAAGACCCACCGCUUUAUGGCAUUGGACUGUCUUCAUCGAGUUUUGAGGUUUUACCUGAGUGUCCAUGCCGCAAAUCAGGCUUCGAAUCGUAUAUGGGACCACUUAGACAGUGUAACUGCCCAACUAUUGACUGUUCUGCGAAAAGGGAUGCUUACCCAGGAUGUCCAACAUGAUAAACUUGUGGAGUUUUGUGUGACCAUAGCAGAACACAAUCUUGAUUUUGCCAUGAAUCAUAUGAUUUUAGAACUGCUUAAGCAAGAUAGUCUUAGUGAAGCGAAGGUUAUUGGUCUUCGUGCUUUGCUUGCAAUUGUCAUGUCACCUUCAAGCCAAUAUGUUGGCUUGGAGAUUUUUAAAGGUCACGAUAUUGGUCACUAUAUUCCAAAGGUGAAGGCUGCCAUUGAGUCAAUUUUGCGGUCUUGCCAUAAAUCCUAUAGUCAGGCACUUCUAACUUCUUCAAAGACUGCGAUAGAUGCUGUUACAAAAGAAAAAUCUCAAGGAUAUCUCUUUCGGUCUGUGCUUAAAUGCAUACCAUAUCUUAUUGAAGAGGUUGGCCGAAGUGAUAAAAUUGCAGAAAUAAUUCCUCAACAUGGCAUAAGUAUUGAUCCUGGUGUUCGUGAGGAAGCAGUGCAAGUACUUAACCGGAUUGUAAGAUAUCUUCCUCACCGUCGAUUUGCAGUUAUGAGAGGGAUGGCAAACUUUAUUCUGCGGCUACCUGAUGAAUUCCCUCUUCUAAUUCAAACGUCAUUGGGGCGAUUGUUGGAACUAAUGCGUUUUUGGAGAGCCUGUCUAAUUGAUGAUAAGUUAGACUAUGACACUCAAGAUGCAAAGCGUGUGGGACAGCUUAAUGAGGGAUUCAAAAGAUCUUCUUUUCAUCGAUCAGGAGAACCUAUUGAAUUUCGUGCAUCUGAGAUAGAUGCUGUUGGUCUCAUCUUCCUUAGUUCUGUGGAUAGUCAAAUUAGACAUACGGCAUUAGAACUACUACGAUGUGUUCGUGCUUUAAGGAAUGAUGUGCGUGAACUUUCAUCUCGUGAGCUAGCAGACUAUACUUCAAAAUAUGAAGCUGAGCCAAUCUUUAUAGUUGAUGUCCUUGAGGAGCAUGGGGAUGACAUUGUUCAGAGCUGUUAUUGGGAUUCUGGGCGUCCAUUUGAUUUAAGACGAGAAUCUGAUGCAAUCCCUCCUGAUGCAGCACUUCAGUCUAUAAUAUUUGAGAGCCCUGAUAAGAAUAGGUGGGCUCGUUGUCUUAGUGAGGUUGUCAAAUAUGCUGCAGAGCUUUGCCCAAGUUCUGUUCAGGAGGCGAAGAUGGAGGUUAUGCAACGCCUAGCUUAUAUUACACCUGUUGAGUUGGGUGGGAGGGCCCAUCAAUCACAGGAAUCAGACAACAAACUAGACCAGUGGCUCCUAUAUGCCAUGUUUGUAUGUUCGUGUCCGUCAGCUGCUGGUAAAGAAGCUGGUGGUGCAGCUGCAACCAAAGAACUUUACCAUCUUAUUUUCCCCUCACUGAAAUCUGGAUCAGAAGCCCAAGUACAUGCAGCAACUAUGGCUCUGGGCCACUCACAUUUAGAAUCAUGUGAAAUCAUGUUUGGCGAGCUUGCAACUUUUAUUGAUGAAGUUUCUUCAGAGACAGAAGGGAAGCCAAAGUGGAAGAGUCAGAAAGGACGCCGUGAGGAGCUCCGUAUUCACAUUGCAAAUAUCUAUCGAGCUGUUGCUGAGAAUAUCUGGCCUGGCAUGUUGGCCCGUAAGCCAAUUUUCCGUCUACAUUAUUUGAAAUUCAUUGAUGAGACAACCAGGCUUAUACUAACAGCAUCUGCUGAGAGCUUUCAAGAAAUGCAGCCUCUCCGUUAUGCACUUGCAUCUGUCCUAAGAUCACUAGCCCCAGAAUUUGUUGAAGCAAAAACAGAGAAAUUUGAUGUUAGAACUAGAAAGAGAUUGUUUGAUCUUCUCCUCUCCUGGUCAGAUGAUACAAGCAGUUCAUGGAGUCAGGAUAGUGUUAGUGAUUAUCGACGAGAAGUAGAUCGUUACAAAUCUUCCCAACAUGCCAGGUCUAAAGAUUCUGUAGAUAAAUUAUCAUUCGAUAAAGAACUAAAUGAACAAGUUGAGGCAAUUCAGUGGGCCUCUAUGAAUGCUAUGGCUUCACUCUUGUAUGGGCCUUGCUUUGAUGAUAAUGCAAGGAAAAUGAGUGGCCGGGUCAUAUCAUGGAUCAACAGUUUGUUCAUUGAGCCUGCACCCAGGGCUCCAUAUGGUUACUCACCAGAUCCAAGAACUCCAUCUUAUUCGAAGCACACAGCUGAAGGUGCUCGUGGAACUUCUGGUCGUGAUAGGCAUAGGGGUGGCCAUCAUCGUGUAUCUCUAGCAAAACUGGCUUUAAAAAAUCUUCUACUUACAAAUUUGGACCUGUUUCCUGCGUGUAUUGAUCAGUGUUACUACUCCGAUGCUGCUAUAGCGGAUGGUUAUUUCAGUGUGCUUGCUGAGGUCUACAUGCGACAAGAGAUACCCAAAUGUGAAAUCCAGAGACUCUUAAGCCUGAUUCUCUACAAGGUUGUAGAUCCAUCAAGACAAAUUCGUGAUGAUGCUCUUCAGAUGUUGGAGACUCUUUCAGUUCGUGAGUGGGCAGAGGAUGGCAUUGAGGGCUCAGGAAGCUAUCGGGCUGCUGUUGUUGGUAACCUUCCUGAUUCCUACCAGCAAUUCCAAUACAAGCUCUCAUGUAAACUUGCCAAAGAUCAUCCUGAAUUAAGCCAGCUCCUGUGUGAAGAGAUCAUGCAAAGACAACUUGACGCAGUUGACAUUAUUGCCCAACAUCAGGUCUUAACAUGCAUGGCUCCAUGGAUCGAGAAUCUGAAUUUCUGGAAACUUAAGGACUCAGGUUGGAGCGAAAGAUUAUUGAAAAGCCUUUACUAUGUAACAUGGCGGCAUGGAGACCAGUUCCCUGAUGAAAUUGAGAAACUUUGGAGCACAAUUGCUAGCAAACCCAGAAAUAUAAGUCCUGUUUUAGAUUUCUUGAUCACAAAAGGGAUUGAAGAUUGUGAUUCAAAUGCAUCUGCUGAAAUAAGUGGUGCAUUUGCUACAUAUUUUUCAGUUGCAAAGAGAGUAAGUUUGUAUUUAGCACGGAUAUGCCCUCAGCGUACAAUAGAUCACCUUGUUUAUCAAUUGGCUCAGAGGAUGCUGGAGGAUAGCAUAGAGCCAGUUGUUCCAGCUGCAAAUAAGGGUGAUGCCAAUGGAAACUUUGUCUUAGAAUUCUCACAGGGACCCCCAGUAGCCCAAAUUGCCUCUGCUGUGGACAGUCAGCCACACAUGUCACCAUUACUCGUUCGGGGUUCCCUUGAUGGUCCGCUGAGAAAUGCCAGUGGGAGCCUCAGCUGGAGAACAGCAGGUGUAACAGGACGAAGUGUGUCAGGCCCAUUAAGUCCAAUGCCUCCGGAGUUGAAUAUUGUACCUGUAAAUACAGCACGGUCAGGGCAGCUACUUCCAUCACUUGUAAACAUGUCAGGGCCAUUAAUGGGUGUAAGAAGCUCAACAGGAAGUUUGCGGAGCCGCCAUGUUUCAAGGGACAGUGGAGACUACCUUAUUGACACUCCAAACUCUGGCGAAGAGGGGCUGCACUCUGGUGUUGCUAUGCAUGGAGUUAAUGCUAAAGAACUUCAGUCUGCAUUGCAGGGUCAUCAGCAACACUCAUUAACUCAUGCGGAUAUAGCACUGAUUCUACUUGCAGAAAUUGCAUAUGAAAAUGAUGAGGAUUUUCGAGAGCACUUGCCCCUUCUUUUUCAUGUGACAUUUGUCUCAAUGGACAGUUCGGAAGACAUUGUGCUAGAGCACUGUCAGCAUUUGCUCGUUAAUUUGUUAUACUCUCUUGCAGGCCGGCAUUUGGAGCUGUAUGAGGUGGAAAAUAGUGAUGGAGAGAACAAACAGCAGGUUGUUAGCUUGAUCAAGUAUGUGCAAUCGAAGCGAGGAAGUAUGAUGUGGGAGAAUGAGGACCCUACAGUUGUAAGAACUGAGCUUCCAAGUGCAGCACUUUUGUCUGCAUUAGUUCAGAGCAUGGUGGAUGCUAUAUUCUUCCAAGGAGAUCUCCGUGAAACUUGGGGAGCUGAGGCUUUGAAGUGGGCCAUGGAGUGUACUUCCAGACACCUUGCUUGUCGAUCUCAUCAGAUCUACCGUGCAUUGCGGCCUAGUGUAACUAGUGAUACAUCUGUAUUGCUUCUCCGGUGCCUUCAUAGAUGCUUAGGAAAUCCAGUACCUCCUGUGUUGGGAUUUAUAAUGGAAAUCUUGAUGACAUUGCAAGUGAUGGUGGAGAAUAUGGAACCAGAGAAAGUGAUACUUUACCCCCAGCUUUUUUGGGGUUGUGUGGCCAUGAUGCACACAGAUUUUGUUCACAUUUACUGCCAUGUGCUUGAGCUCUUCUCCCGUGUAAUUGAUCGUUUAUCAUUCCGGGAUAGAACAACUGAAAAUGUGCUUCUUUCAAGCAUGCCUAGAGAUGAGUUGGAUACUGGUAGUGAAAUUGGGGACUUCCAGCGGACAGAAUCUAGGAAUAAUUAUGAGCUUCCAACUACUGGUGGACCUUUGCCAACAUUUGAAGGAGUACAGCCUCUUGUGCUUAAAGGACUCAUGUCUACCGUUAGUCAUGGUGUUUCUAUUGAGGUGCUCUCACGGAUCACAGUGCACUCAUGUGACUCAAUAUUUGGGGACACUGAGACAAGACUCUUGAUGCAUAUUUCAGGCUUGCUUCCCUGGUUGUGUUUGCAACUGAGCAAGGACUUGGGGCCUACUUCACCUCUUCAACAGCAGUACCACAAAGCUUGCUCUGUUGCAGCGAACAUUUCAGUCUGGUGUCGGGCAAAAUCUUUGGAUGAAUUAGCUGCUGUAUUUAUGUCAUACUCUCGAGGGGAGAUCAAAACUGUUGAUAACCUACUUUCUUGCGUCUCACCUCUCUUAUGUAAUGAAUGGUUCCCAAAGCACUCAGCAUUGGCUUUUGGGCACUUAUUAAGACUAUUAGAAAAAGGGCCUGUUGAGUAUCAACGAGUGAUACUGCUGAUGCUGAAGGCAUUACUUCAGCACACUCCCAUGGAUGCUGCCCAAAGUCCACAUAUGUAUGCAAUUGUGUCUCAGUUGGUGGAGAGCACUUUGUGUUGGGAGGCACUAAGUGUGUUGGAAGCACUUCUGCAGAGUUGUUCAUUAACAGGUUCCCACCCUCACGAACAGCCUGGAUCAUACGAGAAUGGAAUCAGCGGAGUUGAGGAAAAGAUGCUUGCUCCUCAGGCCUCAUUCAAGGCUCGCAGUGGUCCCCUGCAUUAUAGCAUGGGAUCAGGGUUUGGGACAGCUUCAACACCUGCACCCCUCGGAUCAAAUGAAUCUGGAAUACCGCCCAGAGAAGUGGCUCUGCAGAACACUCGUCUUAUCCUCGGGCGUGUGCUUGAUACCUGUGCUUUAGGGAGGAGAAGGGAAUACCGAAGGCUGGUACCUUUCGUUACUAAUAUUGGUCACCCAUAAAACCUGCAAUGCCAACUUCUAAUUAUUUAUGUUGGUGGAUUAAAUAUAACCCAGUUUUGGCACGUGUGUUGUUGGGUAAAAAAGUUUUGAGGUUGAAUUUGUAUAUAUAUUGUAGUGUGUAGCUAAUAGAGUAAUUUAUUGUACAGUUGCAGCAGCAUAUCUUGUAUCUCUUAUUUUUAUUAGACUUUUGUAAUUUAUGAGCUUCUAUUAACUAUGGAAUUGUUCAUUUAAUCAA
Molecule: messenger RNA, 7091 nt
Organism: Cannabis sativa
Lineage: Eukaryota; Viridiplantae; Streptophyta; Magnoliopsida; Rosales; Cannabaceae
Exons: 18
Coding region: 401-6856 (2151 amino acids)
Biological process (GO): cell morphogenesis
Cellular component (GO): site of polarized growth; cell cortex
Source: RefSeq, a predicted model, not a curated record